This is a messenger RNA of Mytilus trossulus (common blue mussel), 903 nucleotides long. RefSeq lists its product as uncharacterized. The coding region runs from base 1 to 903 and encodes 300 amino acids. Lineage: Eukaryota; Metazoa; Mollusca; Bivalvia; Mytilida; Mytilidae. The record is from RefSeq and is a predicted model, not a curated record. The transcript has a single exon.
AUGAAACAUAACAGACGUCAACAAGAAAUACAAACACUCAGAACCGAAAUAAAUGAUGUCACAAAGCAGUAUAAAAGAGCAAAUGAGGAGGAAAAAGAAGGAUUGAAUGAGUUAAGAUCAAUACUGAGGGAAAGAAGAAACAAUCUACAAAGAGCAGAAAGAAUCAGAAAAGCAAGGAGAGAAAGAGGGAAGAAGAGAGCAAUGUUUGUUGCCAACCCCUACAAGUUUACCAAAGCAACACUGGACGGAACAAAGGCGGGUUUAGUAAAAAGCACGACAGAGAAAUUGGAAAAACAUCUAUCAGAGACACACAGCGACGAAAGGCAGUGGGAACAUCUAGGUAACUGCGAUAGGAUAGAAAAUGUACCAGAACCAGAAAUACCAAUGAACACUAAGGAACCAUCAUUGAAAGAAGUGUCAGAUGUAGUGAAGAAAGCCAGGUCUGCAUCAUCACCAGGACCAAAUGGCAUCCCGUUCAAGGUAUAUAAGAAGUGCCCAAAUUUUGAAACACCUGUGGAGGCUACUGAAAGUAGUUGUGAGGAAAGGGAAGAUAUCAUCAUGUUGGCAGAAAGCAGAGGGGUGUUUUAUUCAAAAAGAAGAAAUGUCGGAGGACAUCACACAAUUUCGGACAAUUUCCCUCCUAAAUGUAGAAGAAAGAUCUUCUUCUCUAUUAUGGCUAGAAGGAUGACAUCAUAUAUGACAGAUAACAACUAUGUAGACACUUCAGUACAGAAGGGCGGAAUACCAGGAUUCUCAAGAUGUAUUGAACAUACAAGCAUCAUUUCAAAACUUAUUCAAGAGGCCAAAGUGAACAAGAAAGAUCUGACAGUAGUAUGGCUAGAUUUGGCGAAUGCCUAUGGUACUGUUCCUCAUAUGCUGAUACAACAAUCACUAGAUCAUUAA